AGGCGCUCUCCGAGUCUCCGCUCUGAGUCUUCCCUGGAGCACAGUUUGCGGAUCACUGUUGGCAAUGACCGCUAUUGCGUUGGCACGCCGGAGCGAAGGAGGCUGCCUGAGAGGCUGGGCUCACCUAUUGAUAACCUGAGUGACAGGGAUGAUGUGGCUGAUGGUCCAGUAUUCACUAGAGGCCUCACGUGUCCUCGCAGCCUGGAGAGAUACCCAGCACAUGAAGAUCAGCCUUCCAGUCCCUUCAUCCCGAGGCACGAUGAGGAUUACCGCAGCCGAGAUGUUUUCCUGCACCGCUCCGAUUACAGUCCGCACUACGGCCGCCGGGAGGAGCUGCCUCCUCGUGCAUCUGACAGAGAUGGAGACAAACUGAGGAGGUCCCCCUACCCUCUGAGGGCAGAGGAGAGGGGCCGAGAAAUGAAGCGCCCACGGUACGAAAAGGAUGAGAAGAUGCAUGGUGUGAGUGCAGAGCAUCAGGGUUUCUCAUCAGGGACGCGGAACUACCGCAGGCGGAGCCGCAGCCGGAGUAGAAGCCUGAGCCCGUCGUACCUGAAUGAAGAAUUCCGAGAGCUUGACCGAGCAAGGAGGAAAAGAGAAGAGGAAGAGCGCAGCAGAAACUUGAAUCAUGAUGUUUCAGGCACGGGCUACACGAUCCCUGGCUUGACUAACACAUUACAGACUUCUGAGCCUCGCUAUACAUACAGGCCUGAAGAAAUCCCACCCAUGCCCAAAAAAUCUAUCUUGAAGAAACGAGUAGAGAUGGAAGUCGAGUCUGCUGUUCAGCCGGAGGGCUUUUCAAGCAGUCCAGCCCCCAGCAAGGAUUUUCCUCUUCUUUCUAGUCAGUCUUCUUUGCCCCAGAGCAACAACGUAGCUCCUUUUGCUUCUGAAGUGGAAAACUUUCUCAAAGGGUUUAACCAAGGCUCUCUGGUGGAGGCUUCAGACAAGGAGUUGCACGAAGGUUUGUGUGAGUGGAACCCACUCUCUGGGCCCCCCAAAGACACUCUGAUAUUUGAGAAGUUUGGAAGCUUCUUAAGUCACAAAGAAAAAGUAGAACCCAAGUCAGAGCCCACCGAUCGCCAUACUGACUUCCUGCUGCCUCAUGAGCGGGCCAGUCAGGAUGGCAGUGGUUUCUCCCGAAUUCUGGGCAUGAUGGCUGAUUCUGUCAGUGCUCAGGAGAAGAGGAGGCGUAGCUUUCCUGACAUUGAGGACGAAGAGAAAUUUCUUUAUGGCGAUGAGGAUGAAGAGACCAAAAUUGAAUCUCUCCCCCUAGAGAAGCCCCCAGUGAGUUGUGGCAAUGAGAUAAUAAUACAGAAAAUGAGCCCACCUCCUUCUCCUGCUCCAGCUGUCAAGAUGGAUCCUUUAGAAGAGCCAAACGCAGAGUAUGCAAAGAUCCACGACUUGCUCAAGACCAUUGGGCUUGACAUUGGUGUUGCUGAGAUUGGCAAGCUGGCUGUUCGUACCCAGGAGCGCCUCCAUGGCAAAAAGCCGGCGUCUCGUUCUCCGGAUCGCCGCUCCUCGGACGCCCGCAGGCGGGACGCCUGGGAGGUGCGCCGCAGCCGCAGUGACACUCGAUCUCCCGAGUCGGGCCAGCAGCGUUCAGCGUCACCUCCGGGCUCCUUCCCACAGCCCAAAGAUGCGUCCUCUCUUCACACAUCGGACUAUGCUAAGGGCAAGCCGGUGGGACAGGAGAUACCUCCACACGUGCCAGAACAGCCUGUUCCUUCUGUCUCUCUCAUUCCUUCAAUUCCACCAACUCCUGCUAGUUUGACACCUACACCUACUUCUGUUUCCCAAUACCAAAUUCCCAGCUAUUCCCACUACACUGCUGCUCAAAUGUCCCAAAACUAUGCCCCUCCCACAAUGGCUCCUCCAGGAUAUGAUGCAUAUGGGCACUAUAUGGCAUAUGCAGCCCCUGGCUGGCCCAUGUACCCCCCUGCCCAGCAGCCUAAUCCUACGCUACCAGAAGCUCAUGGUCUUCUUACGAUGGCCAUGUCAGCGAACCCCACGCGUCCCAAUCUGCGGGUGAUUGAGACAGUCUCUCUGGGAAAGGAUGUCCCUGAUGUUAAAAGAGACGGUUCUGUGCUUGUUCAAGUCCCUACCACUCCUUCUCAUUCCAAAGCACCCCUUCGUCUGUCAUCACACGCUCUCAAAAAUACCACAGAAAGGAUGUCGGAUGAAAAAAACCGGGCAGCUCAAAAGCAGAAGGUGAUAGAAGAGAGAGAAAAACUGAAGACUGAUCGAGAAGCACGGCAGAAGAAGCUCUACUAUCUCAAGACUGAAUUGGACAGGCUUCGUAAACAGCAAGGCGAGAUGUUGAGGAAAAAACGUCGUGAGAAGGACGGACACAAAGACCCCUUGUUGGUUGAGGUGAACAGACUACAAGAGAAUAUUAUGAAGGAGAUUGCAGAGCUGCAUAAAGAAUCUGAUGCAGCUGACAAGAAGCAGUCUGAGCUUGACAAAGUAGCACAAAUCCUGGGGAUUAACAUAUUUGAAAAACCCCGGAAACCGUCUGUGGAAACUAAAGAUUCCUCGGAAAAGAACAGCAAGUCAGAAAAUGCAAAAGGUGUAGAGAAGACAUCUUCCUCCAACAAGGAAUCAAAAACUACUAAUGAAAAAUCGAGAGGUAGAAGCCCGAAGCCAGCAGAAUCCUCUUCACAGUCCUCCAAACAUCCUUUCCAGUUGGCCAAUAUUUAUGAAUAUUAUGAUGCAGGGAACCACUGGUGCAAAGACUGCAAUACCAUCUGCGGGACCAUGUUUGACUUUUUCACACACAUGCAUAAUAAGAAACAUAGACAGACCCUGGAUCCUUACAACAGACCUUGGGCUUCGAAGACCCAGAGCGAGACCAAACAAGAGUCCAUAAAACGCAUUGAUAAGAUAACGGUUCCUGCCAAAGGCUCUGAGUUUCUGAUUCCCAUCACUGGAUAUUAUUGCCAGCUCUGUCAUGAAUUUUUUGGAGAUCAGAUCUCAGCAGAGCAGCAUGUGAAAAGUCAUCCCCACAAUGAGAAGUAUAAGAAAUACAUAGAUGAAAACCCACUCUAUGAAGAGAGGCGAAAUCUGGACCGUCAGGCUGGACUGGCUGUGGUUCUGGAGACAGAGCGCAGGCGGCAAAACGAGCUGAAACGGAAACUGGUUGAGAAACAGAAGGAAGAGAAGGAUGAGAAAACCCCAAAACUAAUAAAGAAGGAGGAAGUAAAGAGCAUCCCAGAGUCAGGAGAAGGGAAUAAUGAAACCCAAGGCAAAACAGAUUCUUCUGGGCGAAAAAUGGGUAUUACGGUAAAGCUAAAGAAGGAAGAGAAGGCAGAAGAGAAGAAAGAAGAAAAGAAAGAGGAAUUGAAAAAGGAACCACCAAGCCAGACCUCCUUUGGAAAAUUCAGCUGGAAAAAGACUGAGAGAGAGGAUAAAAUGCCAGGAGCUGUUACAAAGGAAGAGAAUACAGAAGGAAACAAAGAGGAGAACAAGUGUCAAUCUUUGAAAUCCCAUAUAAAGCCCAUUGAAAUCAAGCUGUCUGGGAAAACUGUUAUUCCACACACUAGUCCAUGGAUACCAGUUGUUUCCACACCGACACCAACAAAAAUUCUUCCCAAUUUACCAGUCCCCACCAUGAUUUUCAGGAAGUCUAAUACUGCAACAGUUAGUAAACCACCACCUUUGAACACCUUUUUAUCCAUAAAAUCCUCUGGAACUACCACCAAACCACUGCCAGUGGUAAAAGAAACAAAUGCAGAUCUUCUGCUGCCUCCAGAUAUCAUAUCAAAAGCUUUUGGAGGAGAAGAAGUAAUUUUAAAAGGCUCAGGGGAGGAUUUGAAAGCAGCAGAGAAAAAUGAGUCUUCUCAGCCUGCAGAUAGACUACCUCCACCAGCAGUCCAGCCAGCAGCUCUCAUCCCUGCAGAUGAAGUAGCUCCAGGUGUGUCUGAAAGUGAACAGACAAUGUUGGCAAUGCCUGUGAGACCACCACCACCGUCAACUGCUUUCAGUGAACAAGCAAAAAAGAUAGAGAAACGAAAUUCUUGCUUGGCCACAGCCAAUGCUAAAGAUCUCUAUGAUAUUUUCUACAGUAGUGGUGGAAAGGGUUCAGCUGACAGCAAGCUUGCAAGUUCUGCGCUUCCAAAUGGAGAAAACCCUAACAUAACAAAACCUGCAGAUUCAUCUGCAACUCACAGAACAAAUAGUAGCUCAUCCUCAUUGAAAGAGGAUUCUGAGGCUGUGGAUUCCUCACAGUGUAAUAGUCACAUGACAGGGAGUUUGGUUCCUGUUGAAAAUCAGGCUGAAAUGAACAAGAAGUCACUUCAGCCUCACCUAUCAGAAAUGUCAGUCACAGAAUUACCAGGAAAAAAACCUGUUUCUGGUAUCCAGAUGCCUGCAGAAAUUGGACUUGUUGAUACAGGAGGUGGAGAGCAGGCAGGCAGGCUGGAAUUCUGUGAUCUACAGAAAUCUGAGGUCCAAAAGAAGGUUGGACAGGAAGAUGGAAAUAAAACUCCAGUUACAAACACAAAUGUUCCUGGUACCUUGGAGACAGAGACAAAAGACUGGGAAAUAAAAGCAGGAAAGCCUAAGCAUAGUCUACACACAAAGACUUUGUUACCUGAGACACAGAGCGAAAUUAAAAGUUUGGGAAAUUCCCAUUUGGUGAAGUUAAAUGAUAACUGUAGAACUCACUUAGAAACUGAUAGUCCAGACUUGCUCUGGGGCACUUCCAGAACUAGUAAUGGAAAAGAACAGAUAGUCACAACUCAUUCUUGUUCUGAAAGUAGUUGGGAUCUAUCAAAUACUCCAAAUCCAGAAAUAAAAUCUGGUUCUAAUGAGGUUGAUGCUUCAGAAUUGACAGAGGGACAGACAAAAACUAAAAGUACCUUAUUAGAAGCUCAAGAAAAAGUUAAACCUAAACCUUCGGGCCAUACGGUGUUAGAUAACCAAACCCAGAAGCAGGGCGUUGAACGGUUAGUCAAUACCUGCUCAAACAUUGCUGAACUCAGAUCCAAUCUUGAAUUAGUAGCUGAAAAUGAAAAAAAGUCAUUAGGACACACUGGAUCUGAUGCAAGAUUAGAUAAUUUUCUUUUCAAGAGACCAUCAGAGGAUGUGAAACACAUGAAGACUCCCUCCCAGAAAGCAGAGCUUGAAUUGAAAAGCACUGAUUUAAAUCUGGGAGACAAUAAGGUAAAACAUGAAUGUUUCAGCAUCCUUUCAGAAAGACUUUUAAAGGAAAAUACAGAAGAAGUAAAAAAAAUAGAAACUAUUGCGUCCAUUAGGCUAGAGUCCAGUAAACUUAAAAAACUGGGCAUUGAAAGAACAGUGAAUGAAACAGAGAUUACUGAUUUUACUACAUUGACUUCUGAUAGUUGUGAAGAUAAAAUUUGCACACGGAUUUCUCAGAAACCUAUGCUGCAGCCUGGAUCACAGACCUCAAAUAGUGACACUACAGAAGUGGUCAUGCCAGUUCUAGAAAUGCAGGGCAUUUCUCCCACGUCUGAGAUACUUGUGCAAGUGAAGGGGAGCAAAGGUGGCACUGUUGAAAUGCUGUCUCUGAGUUGUGACAGAGGCAGCACAGAAAGUCAGGCUUCUGGGUGCGUGGAAACUUUAAUGCCUGGGCUCAAAGAAACACAUGGGAAGGUGGGUGGCUCAGGAGGCAAGGGAAUGUGCACCAUCCAGAGCAAGAAGACUGAGCAAACAGAAGCUCCUGACAGUAGUUUGGAAGCUACAAUGAAACCAGGAAUUUCUGAAAGCAUAGCAGAAAGCCCAGUGGGUUGAAGUAAACCCAGCCAGUCCCAAUAUUUGAGGAGCCAGAGCUGGGAUUAUGUAUAUGGUUUUUGUUUGUUUUUCUUUUUGUUCCAGCUGAGAGUUUUGGGUGUGUUUUGCAUUCUGUGGUAGGACUUGACUAAAGUGAAACGUAAAUCAUCAGAAGGCAGUCACAUACUUUAUUCUGUUCAUAAUUAAUUGUGUAAAAUGUUUUUUCAUGUGAAUUUUGUUGCCAAUUUCUUUUCUACACUCUGCUAUUAAAAUGGAAUCUCGUUUAUAAAGCGUGCGUCUUCUUUAUUUUGGGGGCUUUUGUUCUUUGACCAUUCCUGGUCAAAGAUUUCCAGCUCACCCAGUUUGUGUCAGUAGCACCGUGAGUAGCCCAGCUGCUGAGACAAACUCAAGAACAGCAAUUUAGAACUGAGGAAAUGGAGACUUUCAGAAGAACUAAAACCCAAAAUUUCUUUGAACUGUAAUGCAUGGGUUCGAUUCCUUUUGUUUUGAAAUGCAAGAAUGUGUUCAGAGUUGAUUUUAUUUGUCUGUUUUAUCUGUCUCUGUGCUUUGUAAUUCCUGUUGUAUUACAUCUGUACUUAAGGUGUUUCAGUGUAUUGUAUAAGCACAUGUAUGGAUGGCACAUCACUAAGCAAGGGGAGAAAAUCUGUCCCGACUGGCUUUUGGAGAAGAAAACCAAUCGGUAAGGCUCUGUGGCCUGACACCUGGACCAGACAUAUUGAGGUCACUUACAUGAUUUGAAAUGGGCUUGCUUUCAUUUUAUUGUGAUCCAGUAACUAUUUGUGUUAAAUCAUUUAGCAGCUGACCAGCUCUGAAGAAGUAGAAGAUCAGAACCCUGGUGUCAGGAAUUGGACUCGCUUCAUGUGAUACAGACACAUGCAUGCCUACCCUGAAUGGUCCCUGAACUAUUGAGUGUGAUGGUUCUCAUUUGUAUAGCUUGUUAAAGACUAAAGUAUUAAAUGUAUUUCCUUGGAUAAAUAUAACAUUUUUAUUUGUAAAUUGUUUAAAAAAUAAACAUAUGAAGGUCAACAAGGCUUUCUUCUUGAUUUUUUUUCCUUAACUCAUUAGAAGUGGUUUUUUUCAAUUAGUUUCUGACUCCUGUAGUAGUUGAUAAAAUUGAGAAACUGUAGAGGAUGAAGAUACUCAACAGUUAGCCUUCUCAGUAAAAACCAGUUUAUUCUCAGCUGAAGUCAAUGGAAGAACUACUGUCAACAUCAUCAGUGGAAGUCUGUUUGAAGUCCUGAACCCUGUGUAAAACCAGAGGUGGGGCAUCAGGGAGGGACGCCAGCAGAGCUUGAAUUUCUGUAAUCACUGCCUGCACAUGGACCUCUGGAGAAGGCAAAAUCACCGUUUGUCUUCGUUUUCCAUAACUGUGUGUGAGGAAGGUAUGAAAUGUUUCUCAGAGUCUUGCAGUGUUUUCAUACAAGAAAUAUAAGAACUGUCUAAGCUGAAUUUGGAAAUCUAGUAUAAGUGAUCAAGUCAACAGUAAAAAGAUAAUUCAGAAGAGAAGAGAGUUUUGAGAAAAUCUCUUUGAGCUGGUUUUGUGAUGUUAAGCAGUUACUGCAUUGAAUAUAGGAAAUCUUUGUUAGUAUUGUUGCCCUACUUUCAUCAGGUAGCUGAUUGACUGUCAAAACCAAAGCAAGCAAGGUUUGACAUGCUUUGAUAGUUUAAAAUGGAGUUGGGCAAUGAGUAGAGAUUACUUUAAUCCCGAUUUAUAAAAAAGUCCUUUGUAGUUACGUCUUGGUUUUCUCCUGUAUUUUUUGUCAUAUACUUGAGUUUGUUUGUUUACAUUUGACAGAUAAAUUUUUCCCAAUGUUUUUCCCAGUUUUUUCAGUAAAGUGCUUGGUUUCUUGUAAAUCCACAGAGGAGGAGGGGAAUUGAUUUUCUUACCUGCCUUAUAUUGAGAGAUAUAAUUGCAGGGAAGGGAAAUAUUGAAGGGAAGGCUGAAUUUUUUUAGAGUUCUGCACUUUAGAUAGUGCUGUUUUGAAGUACAUGCUUUCUGGUUAGUUUCCUUCUGCAGAUUGGUUUUCAUGAAGGUUUCAGUGCAUACAGUGGCAAACAGUAAUCUGGGCAGUCUCCUUCAGACAACCUUAUUUAAUGCUGUGUUAUCUGUGUGGAACUUAAUUUUAAAAAUUAUUUUUGGGGAAAGGACAAUAUAAUUCUGUUAUCCUUGUUCUGUGCUCUGCAGUUGCUUCUACAAGUAGUGGUUGUGGUCAGUGCUGAACGUGGCUGGCCAUGAAUGGAGAGGAGCUAGUGCCAAGCAAGAACUUUGCAAAGGAGAAACUGGAAGUUGUUACCCCAUAUGUGUCUAAAGCUUUCCAGAAUAUGAAUUUUCCUGUGGUCCAAAUUAAAUACCACUUCUCUUCAUGCCCUUUAGUCUAUCUCUGAGAGCAGGUAGGGCUCUUUACUCCUGGAAGGAAGAUUAACUUGGUCUCUUUUGGGGAAGAAGUAAACAGUAAUCCUUGAACCUCUGGAAUGGCCAAGAACAUGAUGGGUGGUGUAGGUGAUGAUAGGCAGAUUGGCUGACAGAGGCAUUAACACUGUAAUUUCAUUAAAUGGCAUGUAUUUUUAUUUAUGUAUUUUUUCUUUUCUUCUUUCUUUUUUUUCCUGUUUUUUUUCCCUGUGGUUUCCAGAGGCUUGCAGUAAAUGAUUUAUCCACUGUGCUCGUUCCCUGUGCUGGCAGAGCUGUAGCAUAGUGCACUGACUGGGAAGCCUUGUUUCUAGGCUGGCCUUGGACUCUUCCAGAUCCUCAGGAGGAGGGGUAAGUUAAUGGGGAUUUACUUGUCUGUUUGAAUGGUGCAAUACAUUACCUCUCCUUCCUGACAUACUUCUCUAAAAACUGCACAAAGCACAAGAAGUUACCUUUUUCCUGGUUUUCAGAAAGCUGAUAGGAAGGAAACAAAUAUCGUUUGAAUGUUUCUAUCUUUACACUACUUCAAACCAGGCACAAAUACCUAGUAAAUUUAAAGAACAAUGGAUUAACUCUUAAAUGAUUUGAUGCUGUAACCUUUAGUUUGUCAUGAUGUAGGCUAGCACAUCCUUUCUCCUGGAUGAAGAUUGCUGCAAAACCAGGCUUGAUUAAGAAGCAGUGGGAGAAGAGAGGUAGAAAAGCUGCAGUCAUCCUAUCAAUCUGUUUUUAGGCCAGGUGGGUUUUUAAUUCAUCUUCCAGUCUCUUUGAAUAUACGUUUGGAAAGGAGAAGAAAUCUUCAAAUGUUUUAGGCAAAACACAGUAAAUUUUCCUGGGGUAGUCAGUUGGGUAGGUAAACAUUGCUUCUGUCUUGCUGGAAUCUUGUCUUUGACUAAGUUUUAACUAAGCAGUAGAUAGGCUUUUGGGGGGGUUUUUGUUUGGUUUAGAAUUUUAAAUAGCAUGUGAGCAGGGAAGAAAUGUAGUAACUAUCAUUUUGUUACUAAAUUUUUUCCAAAUGUAUUUGUGCUCUAGUGCUAAAAAGUAUAAGAGAUUAUACUUUUAUAUUAGUAGAUUAAGAUAUGAGGUCUCUGCUGUUUGGCAGAAUUAUCAUGCUGUUUCUGGAAUCAUCAUCCCUGGAAGUAUUCAAAAGACAUUUGGAUGUGGCACAUGGGUCAGUGGUGAACUGACCCAGUGGUGCUGGGUUAAUGGUUGGAUUCAAAGAUCUUAGAAGUCUUUUCCAAUCUUUGUGGGUUUAUGAUUCCUUAAUUUUUGCCAAGGGUGGAAAUAAAUGCCUAAUUCUUAUCUAAGAGAAGCUUCACAAAGAACUUAAAUUUUUUCAUGGAAACAGUAGGGAAUGUGGGCAAAGGUCAAUUAUUUUUUUAUCCUGGUAAACCCCAAACAGUUUUUAGAAAUACCUAUGAAGUAAGUGAUGGUAGCAGCAAAAAACCACAACCAUCCACCAAGCUAGUGCAUCCCAUGACAGAACUAUAUUUCUUUAGUGCAGAGAGCAAGAGAAGCCACCUGAGACAGGUUUUCAUGUGGUGCCUGAUGUAAUACUGUGCUGGUUUAUUAUUAUUAUUAUGUUCUCUCAGAACAUUACAAAAGGUUAAAGGGAGCAAAAUCAUUCUCUGAGACAGACCUCAGUCCUUUUGUGCCUGCUGGGUUAUGUACAAACAGCCUACGUGCCAGCAGUGUGGGAGUACAAAGCAGCCAUAAAAUUUAUUUUACUUGACUCCUCUGCUUCUGUCUGGCACAAAGAAGAAGAGGGAGAUGCAAGUUCUGGUUGCUAGACUACCCUUUCUGUCAGCUAUUUUCAGACAAUAUGGAUGUAUUCAUGUUUGUGACCAACUUGAGCAGAAUAGCCCAGCUGCACACUGUUGUAUUCUGCCUUAGAGCAGAAAUCCAAGGCUCCACAGUUAGGUUCUGGGUUUUGUUUUCUGAUCCCACCUCCACCUCUUCUUGGGCUGUCAUCUUGUUUGUGAUGAGAAGGCUGAUUACUGUAUGGUAGCAGUUCUAGGCUCUGGUAAAAUGAGUCAAGCUGCUGCUACAAUUCCCGUGAAGCUGUCCAUCAGUGAUGGAUGCAGAGAGCAGAGCCAUUAGAAUUGGUUGGGCAGGUGGUGGAGAAUAGUUGAACACCUGCAGGAAAUAAAAGCUGCAUCAGAGCUGCUUCAAGGCAAACAGUAUUCCCUUCUCCAGCAGCCUCACUGAAGAAUCUUCAUUUUACAGAUGGUAGAGCACACAAGGUGAUGUUUUCAAUUCUUAAUCAAAUACAGUUUUUUUUCAAGAAGCUGCUUUUGUGGGGGAGUUUCAGCCACAACCUAAGUAACACUGAAAUACUACAAGCCAUUUGUGUUACCACCCUGUUUAAUUUCCUUACAAACUUUAGAUGAAUGUAGAAACAAAAUAAUGCUUUAGGAGCCGUGGUAGCUGUGGUGGAUGAAAAGCCCUGUAAUAGCUAUCUGGUAAAGAAAUUAUAGGGAUGGUCUUCAUAUCAGAUCUCACAUUAAGCUGCAUUCAUA
Molecule: messenger RNA, 10671 nt
Organism: Zonotrichia albicollis (white-throated sparrow)
Lineage: Eukaryota; Metazoa; Chordata; Aves; Passeriformes; Passerellidae
Source: RefSeq, a predicted model, not a curated record